Messenger RNA from Corvus hawaiiensis (hawaiian crow), 2176 nucleotides. RefSeq names its product eukaryotic translation initiation factor 4B (gene EIF4B). The transcript has 15 exons. The record is from RefSeq and is a predicted model, not a curated record. Bases 86 to 1873 code for a protein of 595 amino acids. NCBI's taxonomy places the organism in Eukaryota, Metazoa, Chordata, Aves, Passeriformes, Corvidae. Gene Ontology annotation, molecular function: RNA binding.
UGGUCCCGCCCCCUGACGGGGCGCGACGCUCGUGGUCACGUGACGCCGCCAUCCGGGUCCUUUGCCUUCUCUGCCUCGUCCCAACAUGGCGGCCCCAGCGGCAGCGAAGAAGAAGCCAAAGAAGGGGAAGACGCUGACGCUCACGGAUUUCCUUGCGGAGGACGGGGGGGGCGGGGGGGGCCCCACCUACAUCCCCAAACCCGUGAGCUGGGCCGAUGAGACCGAUGACCUGGAAGUCUCCACCACGUGGCACAGCAAUGACGACGACGUUUACCGGGCGCCUCCGAUCGACCGCUCCAUCCUUCCCACGGCCCCGCGCGCCGCCCGCGAGCCCAACAUUGACAGAAGCCGCCUUCCCAAAUCCCCCCCGUACACGGCAUUCCUGGGAAACCUGCCCUACGAUGUCACGGAAGAGUCCAUCAAGGAUUUCUUCCGAGGGCUCAAUAUCAGCGCCGUGCGGCUCCCACGGGAACCCACCAAUCCCGAGAGGUUGAAAGGUUUCGGAUAUGCGGAAUUCGAGGAUAUCGAUUCCCUGUUCCAGGCCCUGAGCCUCAACGAAGAGUCUUUAGGAAACAGAAGGAUACGAGUGGAUGUGGCGGAUCAAGCUCAGGAUAAAGACCGGGAUGAUCGCUGCUUCGGCAGAGACCGGGAUCGCUUCCGGGACUCGGAGCGGUUCGAGAGCGACUGGCGCGCGCGUCCGGCCGCUCCCGACGCCUUCGAUGACUUCCCCCCGCGCCGGAGUGACGAUGGAUUUGGGGACAGAUAUCGUGAUCGCUAUGACGACCGGUAUCGGGACGGGCCACGGCGGGACAUGGAUCGCGGCUUUGGGAGCCGGGAUCGCUAUGAUGACCGCAGCAGGGAUUACGACCGAGGCUAUGAUUCCCGAAUAGGCAGUGGCCGGAGAGCCUUUGGAAGCGGCUACCGCCGGGACGACGACUACCGUGGCUACGAGGAUCGCUAUGACCGGCGGGAUGACCGGAUGGAUCGGUGGAAUUCCCGGGACGAUUACGGCCGGGAUGAUUUCCGCCGCGAGGACAGAGGUCCCACCCAGAGACCGAAGCUCAACCUGAAGCCCCGGAGCGCUCCCAAGGAAGAGGAAACUUCCGGAGCUCCUGCUGCCCAAUCCAGCCGGGCCGCUUCCAUCUUCGGGGGGGCCAAGCCCGUGGAUACGGCAGCUCGGGAGCGGGAGGUGGAGGAGCGUCUCCAGAAGGAGCAGGAAAAGCUCCAGCGGCAGCUGGAGGAUGACAAGAGGAUUGACAGACGGCCCCGGGAAAGGCAUCCGAGCUGGCGGAGCGAGGAGAACCAGGAGCGAUCCCGGACAGGCAGCGAAUCCUCGCAGAGCGGCCCCGCGGGACCCCCGGGAACGUCAGCGGGCUCGGGCCCCACCGGCCGGACCACGCGGAGGAGGGAGAGCGAGAAAUCCCUGGAAAAUGAGCCCCUAGGAAAAGAGGAGGAGCCGCCCUCACCCCCCCCCAAAUCCCGGGAGGAGAAGCCAAAGGUGAUGCCGGCGCCGCCUCCCAAGGAGAACGCCUGGAUGAAGCGGAGCAGCCAGAACCCCCCCGGCAAUUCCCAGAGCUCCGACUCGGAGCAGCCCUCCCCAACCAGUGGGGGCCCCCCUGGCUCCUCCCAACCUGGAGAUGAUGGGAGGACCCCCCAGAGGAGAGAGGAACCGAAGCCGGAGGGGGGUCGGGAGAGCAGCUCCAAGGGCCGGAGCUGCAGCCGUGGCCCCCCGGGAAUGGGGGACCCCGAGAGGAGGGACCCCCGGAAGGAGCACGAGCCAAAGAAACUGGAGGAGACCCCCCCCUCCUUCAGCCACGAGCAGUCUGAGACCCCUUUUGGGGAGGGCUGUGACCCCCCUUUUUGGGGUGCAUGACCCCCUGGGGAUGUUCAUCCCUUCACAUCUUGUUUUUUGGGGGGCUUGGGGAAUUUUUUUCAAUCAUGACCCCCCUGGCUCUCCCAGCUCAACCACCCCAACCACUCCAGAUGUCUCUGACCCCUUUUGGGGGACUGUGACCACCUGGUUUUGGGAUGUGUGAGCCCCUGGGGAUCUUUAUCCCCCUCAAAUCCCAUUUUUGGGCGUUUUUCCUGGUUUUCCCUGCAGUUCAGCCACGCCAGCAAAUACGCCGCGCUCUCCAUGGAUGGGGAGGAUGAAGGUGAUGAUGAAGAAGGAGCUGAG